UGGGAGGGCUGGGCGGUUCGAGAAACGGGUGGGCGAGUGCCGGGUGGGCACAGGAGGGGGCCUCGGGUGCGCGAGCGCGCGUGCGCCGGAGGAGCCGGAGCAGCGGGAGGAGGCGGGGGCUGAGGAGGCUGCGGAGGGGGCGGGUCGCGCCGGGCGCCACGUCCGCAGCCAGAGGCCGUCGCUGUCGCCAACCGAGCCUUUUGCCUCUCGAGCCUGAGGAGAAAGUCUUCGGAGCCCGCAUCUGCCCACGGCUGUGUCAGCUGCCUCCGCUGCCAGGGCCGCUUCGGCCCUCGUCCGUGGUCCGUGCUGUCCGCUCUUUCCGCCCGGCCCCAGCCGCAGGCGCCGGCCCGCGACCCCGGCGGAGAUCAUGAAUCAGGCAGAUAAAAAUCAAGAAAUUCCAUCAUACCUGAAUGAUGAGCCGCCAGAAGGUUCAAUGAAAGAUCACCCACAGCAGCAGCCAGGCAUGUUGUCCCGUGUGACUGGAGGUCUCUUCAGUGUUACAAAGGGAGCUGUUGGUGCCACUAUUGGUGGUGUGGCUUGGAUUGGUGGAAAGAGUCUGGAGGUGACCAAAACAGCUGUUACAACUGUGCCUUCCAUGGGAAUAGGGCUGGUCAAAGGGGGUGUGUCUGCAGUGGCUGGAGGUGUGACAGCUGUUGGGUCUGCUGUUGUAAACAAAGUGCCCUUAACAGGAAAGAAGAAAGACAAGUCUGACUAAAGCAUGGAGGUAUUUGUACUCUCCACAGCACUAUGAUGCCAGUGGCAUUGAAUUGCUCAAUUAUGGACUACAACCAGGUCACUUGUUUUGGACAUUUAUCUUCUAAACUGCUGUGUUGAAAGUAUUGACUGGCCUUCGUCUGCAAAGAAGAGACCAAUACUAGCACAGUGUAUGAAGGUUUCUCGUACUUAAAUUCCAGCUUUUUAUCUGGUAAAAUGUUACACUCACUUGGUUGUAACCGAAGAUAUGGUAUGUUGAAUAUUUACUAUAAGUCUCUCAGUUUGACUGAAAAUGUGAAAGUUGAGUUUAGUAGAUGAUCUUUACAGUUCCAUAUGUACGAUGUGCCAGGUGACUCAUCUGCCCCUUAAGAAGGGCGUCUUAAACUACAUAAACUGUACCUUUGAUGUGCCUAAUAGUUUCAGAUGUCUUAGUUUUUUAUAAUCAUAGUUGAUAAGGCCAAGAGGCAUUCUUUUCUUAUUUAAGCUGGCAAAAGUAGCAGGAAUUAGAAAAGUGUAAUAGAAAAAAAUGGUUUAUGAUGCUGUUAGCCAUCUUUCACUAGAGAGUUCAUUUUAUUCAUUUAAUCAUUGAUGCCUUACCAAAAA
Messenger RNA from Ochotona princeps (American pika), 1317 nucleotides. It is a transcript of the gene TMEM263, whose product is annotated as transmembrane protein 263. The record is from RefSeq and is a predicted model, not a curated record. The transcript has 3 exons. NCBI's taxonomy places the organism in Eukaryota, Metazoa, Chordata, Mammalia, Lagomorpha, Ochotonidae. Bases 368 to 715 code for a protein of 115 amino acids.